Tribolium madens (black flour beetle) is the source of this 10233-nucleotide messenger RNA. RefSeq names its product protein unc-13 homolog B. Bases 1498 to 9390 code for a protein of 2630 amino acids. Gene Ontology annotation, cellular component: plasma membrane; terminal bouton; synaptic vesicle membrane. The record is from RefSeq and is a predicted model, not a curated record. Gene Ontology annotation, molecular function: phospholipid binding; syntaxin-1 binding; calmodulin binding. NCBI's taxonomy places the organism in Eukaryota, Metazoa, Arthropoda, Insecta, Coleoptera, Tenebrionidae. Gene Ontology annotation, biological process: synaptic vesicle priming; presynaptic dense core vesicle exocytosis; synaptic vesicle maturation. The transcript has 22 exons.
CAUUUCAUUAAGGAGGCGGUGUUUAAAACUAUAGUAAUUUCUAACUUAACUCUUCUGCUAAACUUAAAAAUUAACAAUUGCUUCGACUUUUCGUUAUUGUCAAUAGCUAAAGUGUUAAAAAUCCUAAGUUAAAACUAUUUUUUUCUAUUAAACUAAAAAGUUAGCUGUAGUUUUGAUAACUGAUUGCCAAUAGUUACUAGAAACAGUUAAAAUUCCUACUGUUGUCAUCAGCAACGGUAUGAAACUAUAGCAAAUAGUAGUUAACGUUUAUAAUAGUUAAGAAUAGUUAAAGUCAAUGGAUAUUGUCAUAACUUACAAACAGUUUUUUUGACUAGAGUACUAUAAUAAUAAGUCUUACAUAAAAGAGCGCAUUUUUCUCGAAUUAACGCCAAUAGACUAAGUUCAAAAAAAUCAAAAAUAAAAACUAAAUUUUUCAACUAAAGUAAAAGCUAAUUAUUGUCUUGAUUAUUAAUUGUCAAUGGUUAUUAUCAAGAAUUUUCGAUAGUUAAGUUAUGACUAGGUUUUUUAAUAGUUAUUGUCAAUAGUUAAAAUCACUAUUACUGGGAGCAACGACAAAAAUUAUGCAGUGAAUAUUAGUUAAUGUCUACAAAAGUCAAUAGCUAGAUAGCCACUCGAUAUUGUCAUAACUUACGAACAAUAAUUGUGCACAAUGAAAGUACAAUAACACGUUUAUUUUUAUUUAAAUUAUUGUCAAUUAUAAUAGUUUAAGAAGUAAAGAUCAAAACUAGCUUAAAACUAAGCUAAAAACUUAACUAUCGUCUUCCUUUUUUAAUCUUAAUUAUUAAAAACUUUCUACACUGUAUCAAAAAUGUACAAUGCUUUUGUUUUGAGUAAUAUAACUUUUUACUGACAAUAGUUAUUGUCAAUAGUUACGUUGUUCAUACAAUAUCAUAAUUACCUGUCAUGGCUUUUUAUUGAUUGCUUACGCCACUUGUACGUACAUAAAAGGGAAAUAGAUUAGCUAAAUCUUGGGCAGAUUUUGACAUUUAACCUGACUGUCGAUAGUUCAUGUAUAGUUUCUGCUACAUUACAUGAAUAUUCAAUUAUUUUAGCAACUUUUUGGCUGUUCUUGACCGUAAUUUAUAUACCUUAUAAGUAAGUUAUCGAUCGUGUGUUGAGAUGAGUGGUGCCAUCUAAACGCAAAUGGGAGCGGAAAUCGACAGAUAGCGUCAGGUCUGAGUGAAUUUUUAAUAUCCCAUUUGAAACGAAAGGUAGCUAUCAUUUUCUGACAUCCGGUGGAUGAGUUGUCUUUUUAUUAUUCAUCUUAAAACCAAACCUCACAUGCAACUAAACUUCCCCAAAAAAUCACAAAAAUCGAGAAAAUCGCAUUUUAAUUAUUUUUCAGAUGUUGAACGAUGCCUUCCACACGGACGAACCAAUGACUUUAGUGUUAUUAGUGUCUCGUGAUGUUCGCGAGCACGCCAAACCGCACAAUGUCGCGAAAAAAGACUAAAAUGUAGUGUUUCUGUUGGAAAAAUGAGCGAAAACAUGCACCGGAUGACCGACGGCACUAUGGCGCCCGUCAAUUACGACGCCAAUGUCGAUUAUGUCAUCACUGAAUACAUGGAAAGGCUAGGCACCAGACUUAACAUCCUUGAAACGGAGCUGAAGUACGCCUGGCGUGCCCUUGAUUUGCUAUCGCAGGAGUAUAUCAAAAUGUGGGAGAGAUUGGAGAAGUUGGAGGGGUUGUUGUAUGAGCAACAAAGUGUUAUUUCCCAAUUGUUGGAUUUUUAUACCACGGGAGGGACGGGGUGUAGGAAUAUGGGGGCGGGGGCGACAGCAGGGGAAUUAGAAGUGAUUAGGGAGAUUCUGGGGAAUGGGACUGUCGAGGAUGGAUUGGAGGAGGGACAGGAUGUGUCAAGAACACAAGAAUUGGAUUUGGAUGAAAUGCAUGUGCCUGAUGAGGCGUUUUACAGGAGUUUGAACCAGGCAUAUCGCGAGGAUUUGGUGGGGGCGGGUCAAGGGUCACAAUUAGGGAUGAUUUGGGAAGAAAGAGAAGAAACCGAAGAGAACAACGAAAAGAAAAACGAAUGUUUGGUUGAGGGUGAGGAAGUUUUCAGUGCGUUAGAUUAUAAAGACUAUCGAGGGAACUCCCCGUGUGUUAGUGAACAAGAUAUAGCUCAAUUGUCCCGUAUAGAUUCUAUAGACCACGUCGCGAUCGAAAAACUAAACGAAUUAGACCGACUCAGUAGUAAACUCCAACAAGACUCGGAUAAUAUCAAGCAACUUCAGAGAAAACUCCUAGAAUCCCCUCUUUCUAUAACCCAAGAUGACGAACCCAAAGACGAUCCAAACUGGAGUUUCUCUAAUUCGAACCAAGACGACCUCAUGAUCCUUAAAUCUGAACUUCCUUUCCCCCCUCCUCGUCCCAGCUCAAGACUGUCCGUCACUGAUAGUGUCAUAGGUACUGACAAUGAAGUUGCUGAAGUCCUCGCCGGGGGUCUCCGUGGUGGUACCCCUACAUCCCCCCGUCGAGUCACAUCCUGCACCGCCCCGUUUACUACCGUCACCGGUCGGCUCGCCUACAGCGCCGCCGUGCAAAACAUUGACUCCAAGAACCCCUUUUAUAGUAGUCUAGUCGCAGCCUCCUACGAAACCAUCCCCUGCUCCACCCCUAGUAUCUUCAACGCGAGGGCGGAAACCGCCCCUUCGCCGUCGCUAUCAAUCCGGACCCGUCAAGACGGGUACAUCGCAACGAACGACCAAGUACAAAAAGGGUCACCGAGUCCGCCCCCACCGGCACCGCUGGACCCCAUCCCCGACCCCAAUCCAGUCUUCCUAGGCACCGAGCCGGUACCACAACCGUCAAUUAAAUCACCCAAAAGCUCGCCCAAACGGAAAAAUGUCGUCAAGUCCGAUUCAGGGCUCUCCUCGUUGAGUGGAUGGUCGAGUUUGGAGAAAUCACCAGGAAGUCCAAAAAUCGGCAAAGGGUACCACCACGAAAACACGAUUUUGCCUGGUGGACACCACUUGUCGGCUUUCACAACUGUUAAGUCGCCCUGUAAUCUUGAAACCAGCGAGGGGUAUGGUACUUUUGUCCCAGCCCCGGCCCCCGCCUCGGAUAUUAACGUCAGUCCUCGAAAAAAAAAGCACACCAAAACGAAUUCGUUCACUUGGAACGACCAACCGGCAAUUUACUCCGUCGCUGGGAGCAAUCGAGAGACCUACACGUCUGUAUAUACCAGCAACAGUGCCGAUUAUAUCACUCAAACUAUCAAUUACCCGGAUUUGGUCGAGCCUUACGAAAACAACGAACUGCAACGAACGAGCUCAGGUACCACCGACCGCAGAAGGUCACUUUCGAGGAUGUACUCCACUAGUAACGGGGACGGAGUCGCCAACCAUGAAGGGUACAAAACGGCAAUGCACCGAACCAUGUUCCCCAGUGGUAACAUCACAGAUGCUCUUUCGUACUACCCGACCUCCACCCGCUACGACGAAUUUAACGAUCCAGCAGCCUGGCUUAACUGUUCUCAAGAGGUCCAAGAGAGCGCAAGUCCGAGUAGUUCCAUGCGCUCCACGGAACCAGCCGAGUACAACCAAAGCCCCUACUUAGAUCAAAGACGGCCUCGGAACCCAAUCUACGAGAACCAAGCCCAAAUCGAUCGCUGGAACCAACGACAAGAAAUUCCCUACUUGGAACUCGACUUACGGAACCGAAACGUACCGGAAUAUGUUGUUCAACAAAACGAUAAUAAGUUUUUCGACCCUAGUUCGGUAAUAAUAACCCAGUCGGGCUACAUUACCAUCAAUUCUGAAACAAUCGAUACGUCUCGCGACGAAAAAAAGAAGUUCAAACGAGGUAACACUCUCAAAUCCGCUAUGAGUUCGGUAAGUCACUGGUUACCGGACUUGCAUUUAACCAAACGGCACCGGUCGUACUCCUUACCGUCCGGUGUGCGUCGCGAAGACUUCGAAAAGCCCAAACCGACACAUAAAAGUAAUGUCGGCGGGCGGAAAAAGAAGAAAAACGCGAUUGUAUCAACGGUUUCUGGGAUUUUGCAAAAAGCCAAGCGGAAAAGUUACUUUCACCACAACACACAAUCACUUUCCGACCCAGAACAGUCAGAAAACGAGUGGGUACUACAACGGGCUAGUUCCAUAGUCUCGGAAGAUGACCGAAGUGAGGACAGCUAUAGCAUGUUUGAGGGUCAAGCCGAGCGAGACCUUUUUGCAAAAGUAGCCAAGGCGAAGCCGAGGAAAAACAGUCAACAAGAUGAGCUUCAACCGCAAUUUGAACCGAUCAAAGUGUCACCACAAACUAACGAGGCGUUAGCCGAGGAGGAAAUUUCGGGCAAAAGUACCGGGAGCGGCUCGAGUAGUAUUUUUCCUACUGUUGGUGAGACCAAGAAGAGUUCCGAGUCGGAAAAGAGCGACGAGACGGUUAUAACCGAUAGCAAGAUGGUGGUCGUGGUUGGAGGAGCCUCGAUGGAGUUUGCUGUUUCACGAGCUUUGGGGAAGUACCGACAACAGAAACAAACUUCCCUAUCCGAUGACAUGUCUUUUGAGGAACAAGGAGUCGUAAUUGAGGAAAUUGUAGAUGAGGAACCACUAAAACCCGAGAAAUUGAUCGAGCAAGUCAGUACCGAAAGUCAAGUGAGUGAAGUUAGUCACUGUGAACCGAUUUUGAGGACUCAAAACCGGUACUUGCCCAAACACCAGCAAAGUCUUGAAAUUCCGGGACAUAAAGAGGAUGAUGAUAGUCGCAGUACCCACUCGUGGAGGAGUACCUCUCGUGUGUCUUCAAGACGGCAAAGUACCGAAGAUAGUAUCGAUAGUGAAGACGAGUGGUACUGCUACGAAUUGAGGAAAUUGGAGGAGAUGGAACGACAGUCACAACUCGAAGCCGAAAUGGGGGAAACCUUAAAGGAAGAACCCGAACUGGAGGAAGAAUUUGAACCUUAUGAAGAAGUUAAAGAGAAAAUGUCGUUCGUUUUAAGGGAGUUGAGGAUGAAAGCAAAAGUGGUCGAGGGGGUGUUUGAGGAAGGAGAAAACAACCUUCACACCCUCCAAUCGGCGAAAAACCGUGAAAGAGACCGAAAAUCAAUUCAUUUGGAAGAAGCCCACAUGCUUUUCGACAAAAUCACCCAAAACAUUAAAGAAGAAGGAGAGGAAGAAGUAGAAGAAGUCCAAAUUGAAGAAAAGCCACCCGAGCCGGCCAAAGACGAAGAACACUCCUCGGGUGAAACCUCCGGUCCUGAUUCCCCCCAGUUAAGCGAGAACGAGGAAGAAAACACUGAAGAAUUCGCCCGUUGCCACGUCGCCCCUCGCGAAGAACCAGAAGAAGAAGAAGCGACAGCCGUUCCGCAGAUCCAAAUCGAACCAGAAGCCAAACCCGAAACUAAAGAAAGUGUCGCUAGUAAAUGGAAACUGCUAAAAGCGUUAAAAGAACGCAAAGCUGAAGAAAAAAACAACCAAGACAAAGUCGAACCAACAAACGAGAAAGAUAAAAACGGCUCUGGACUUGGGGGCGAUUCGGCCGGAAGAACAAAUGGACAUCCAGGAGAUAAUCCCUUCUACAGCAACAUCGACAGUAUGCCGGAUAUCCGGCCACGACGGAAGUCCAUACCAUUGGUUUCCGACUUGGUGCUCAAGACAAUGGCUGCAACGAAAAGAAACGCCGGUUUGACGUCAGCAGUACCCCGAGCAACUCUCAACGAUGAAGAACUGAAAAUGCACGUUUACAAGAAGACGCUGCAGGCGUUGAUCUACCCUAUCAGCAGCACCACCCCCCACAACUUCGUCCCGUGGACGGCCACCUCCCCCACCUACUGCUACGAGUGCGAGGGGCUGUUGUGGGGCAUCGCCCGUCAAGGGGUGAGGUGCACCGAGUGUUCGGUGAAGUGUCACGAGAAGUGCAAGGAUCUCCUCAACGCCGAUUGUUUACAAAGAUUACUAAAUGUAAAGGCAGUUGUGAAUCGAUUAAAAUUGUUCAAAUCGUGGCUGUUUCUAGGAGCCGCUGAGAAAAGUUCGAAACAUGGAGCCGAAGAUAAAGCCAACAGUAUUAUAACAGCAAUGAAAGAACGAAUGAAGCAAAGGGAACGAGAGAAGCCUGAAAUCUUCGAACUUAUCAGAACAACAUUUUCAGUGGAUCCAGACACACACAUUGAUUCAAUCGAGCAAGCGGAGCAAAUGACUAUUGAAGGCACAUCCAAGUGGUCAUGCAAGAUUGCAAUCACAGUCAAAUCCGCACAAGGCCUUAUCGCCAAGGACAAAAGUGGCACGUCCGACCCCUACGUCACCGUACAAGUCGGCAAGGUGAAAAAACGCACAAGGACCAUGCCGCAGGAACUCAAUCCGGUGUGGGACGAGAAGUUCUACUUCGAGUGUCAUAAUUCGUCCGACAGGAUCAAAGUCCGGGUUUGGGACGAGGAUAAUGACCUCAAGAGUAAACUCCGACAGAAACUCACAAGGGAAUCGGACGAUUUCCUCGGACAAACCAUCAUCGAAGUCCGGACUUUGUCCGGAGAGAUGGACGUGUGGUACAACCUGGAGAAACGUACCGACAAAUCCGCUGUUUCCGGUGCCAUCCGACUACACAUAUCGGUCGAAAUCAAAGGCGAGGAAAAAGUCGCCCCAUAUCACGUUCAAUACACUUGCCUUCACGAAAACUUGUUUCAUUAUUUGUGUGAGCAAAACAGUGGGGUUGUGAGUUUACCCCAAGCCAAGGGGGAUGAUGCCUGGAAAGUGUACUUCGAGGAGGCGGGAGAGGAAAUUGUCGAUGAGUUUGCGAUGCGGUAUGGGAUCGAGUCCAUAUAUCAAGCCAUGACGCAUUUCCACUGCCUGUCAACCAAGUAUCUAUGUCCGGGGGUUCCCGCCGUCAUGAGCAUGCUUCUGGCCAAUAUCAACGCCUACUACGCACACACGACAGCCUCGUCGGCCGUUUCGGCGAGCGAUCGCUUUGCCGCCUCCAACUUUGGGAAAGAGAAAUUCGUGAAACUCCUCGACCAACUCCACAACUCUCUCCGCAUCGACUUAUCCAUGUACCGCAACAACUUCCCGGCUUCAAGUCCCGACAAAUUAAUGGACUUGAAAUCGACCGUUGACCUCCUCACCAGCAUCACCUUCUUCCGGAUGAAAGUCCAGGAGUUGACAUGUCCGCCUCGCGCCAGCACCGUCGUCAAAGACUGCGUCAAGGCUUGUCUUCGCUCCACAUAUCAAUUUCUCUUCGAAAACACCUACGAAUUAUACAAUCGCGAAUUUCAGAGUGAUCCCAACGAACCCAAACGCGACCCCGAAGACCACGGACCUAGACUCGACAGUGUCGAUUUCUGGCACAAGUUAAUCGCUCUCAUUGUUUCCGUUAUCGAGGAAGAUAAGAACAGUUAUGGUCCGGUUUUGAACCAGUUCCCACAGGAGCUGAAUAUAGGGCAACUGUCGGCGGCGACCAUGUGGAGUUUGUUUGCCGUCGAUAUGAAAUAUGCCCUUGAAGAGCACGAACAGCAUCGACUGUGCAAAAGCUCGGCUUAUAUGAACCUGCAUUUCAAGGUCAAGUGGCUGUAUUCCAAUUAUGUCAAAGAUGUGCCUCCCUACAAAGGUGCAGUGCCUGAAUAUCCUGCAUGGUUCGAGCCGUUCGUCAUGCAGUGGUUAAAUGAGAACGACGAUGUUUCCCUCGAAUACCUUCACGGUGCCUUCAAUAGAGACAAAAAGGAUGGCUUCCAAAGAAGCAGCGAACAUGCUCUCUUUUCCAACUCUGUCGUCGACGUUUUCACCCAAUUGACUCAAUGUUUUGAUGUCGUGUCCAAACUAGAGUGUCCAGAUCCAGAAAUCUGGAAACGUUAUAUGAAACGCUUUGCCAAAACCAUAGUCAAAGUCCUUAUCGCGUACGCCGAUAUUGUCAAAGGAGAGUUUCCAGAACACGUCAAAGAAGAACGAAUUGCUUGCAUUCUUAUGAACAAUAUUCAACAAUUACGGGUACAAUUAGAGAAGAUGUUUGAGUCCAUGGGGGGCGAAAAGUUGGAAGAGGACGCUGCGAACAUCCUCAAAGACUUGCAACAAACCUUGAAUGGGUGUUUGGACGAACUAGCCACUCAAUUUGCCUUAAGCCUUGAACCUCGAAUUACCGUGAGUGUGAAGGAACUAGGAGACCUCCUUUUGAGUAUUAAAGGAGGAGGUCAACCUGGAACUACUCAACCGGCUCAGAGGAACGUCGUCGCGUCAGAAGCGGACGAAGUCUUGCGACCUCUCAUGGACCUCCUCGACGGCUCGCUCUCCCUCUAUGCUCAAUCGUGCGAGAAGACUGUUCUCAAGAGACUCCUCAAAGAGUUGUGGAAGAUCGUCAUGAGGAUCCUCGAGAAGACUGUGGUUUUGCCCCCCAUGACGGACAAAACGAUGAUGUUCAAGAGUUUGACCGACAAUGCGAAGAACUUGGCUGCGAAAACGAAGAUUGAAGACAUGUCGACACUCUUUAAGAACCACAUGGCCGGGAAACAGGACGUGAAGAACGCCCUGAGUGGCGUCAUGGACAUAUCAAAGGAAGUGGAGAAGAACCUUUCGCCCAAACAAUGCGCAGUUUUGGACGUAGCCUUAGACACCAUCAAACAGUACUUCCACGCGGGCGGGAAUGGCCUUAAAAAGGCCUUUUUGGACAAAAGUCCCGAAUUGCAAAGUUUGCGUUACGCCUUAUCUCUCUAUACGCAAACGACUGAUACUCUUAUCAAGACUUUCGUCACGACGCAAAUAAACGAAGUGCCGCUUAACAAUAAAGAAACAAUGCUUCAACGGCAAAUUUCGAUCGAGCGUGACGAGACCGAGACUGGACUUGAAGCGUUAGAAGAACCUUUGAAGGCUAAAAAACGAAGAGAGAGUCGACAAGACACAUUAGAUGGCCAAGAAGGUAGUGUUGGCGAAGUAUCAAUCCAAGUCGAUCUAUUCACCCAUCCAGGUACUGGCGAGCACAAAGUCACCGUUAAAGUGGUAGCCGCCAACGACUUGAAAUGGAACGUCGUGUCGGGUAUGUUCCGACCUUUCGUCGAAGUCAAUCUGAUUGGUCCGCACCUCUCCGACAAGAAGCGGAAACACGCGACGAAAUCCAAAGCAAAUAAUUGGUCGCCGAAGUAUAACGAGACGUUUCAUUUUACGAUUGGUAAUGAGGAGCAGUUGGACUACUUCGAGUUGCAUAUUUGCGUCAAGGACUACUGUUUCGCCCGCGAAGACCGGCUUGUGGGCGUGGCUGUGAUGCAGCUCAAGGACAUCGUAGAGAAGGGCUCGUGUGCCUGUUGGUUGUCAUUGGGCAAGCGGAUUCAAAUGGACGAGACUGGUUGGACGAUUCUGCGCAUCCUCUCGCAACGCACAAAUGAUGAAGUAGCAAAAGAGUUUGUUAAAUUGAAAUCUGAUAUACGUCAAGAGAACCCCCUUCCGAACCAGUAAGACAGUGUUUUCGCAAAGCUGUGUUCAUAAUCCAUUUCAAGCAGUGUAUAAAUAUGUCGGACCGUCCUUACAGACAUACAGACGUCGUUUGAUAUCAUUAUAUUAACAUUUAAAAUAAUAUUUAUGUGCCUCCUCACCCGAACAUUAAAACAAUAAAAUUAUUAUAUGCCACAAAAAGAAAACAAUUACAAACAAACUACAUGUCUAAUCACACAAACUUAUUCAAAUUGUAAAAAGUACGCAAUAAAACAAUGAUGAUGCAUCACAUAUUUACAUUCCUCUCAUGUAUUUGUACUUAAAAUGUGAUUCAAGUAGCAUAAGAAAUUAAGUAAUAAAAUAUUUCAUAGAUAUUUUUUUAUGCAUGAGAGAACGCGGUGUGCGACAGCGUUUUUCAUUAUCUUUCUAUGCACAAGGGGUGGAUUACACAGCCUGGACCCCAGCUACAACAUGGCUCAACAUUUAACUAUUUUAACGACUGAAAACUGGGAAAUUUUUGUUAAAAAUUAUUUUUGACUAUCCGAAACUGCAGUAUCAAAAUGUGAUAUUAGCGGAUUUUCAAUAAAUAGCAACUUUACAGCUCCAUACAGAUUUAUAACAUCUACGUUUAAAGCUAUUUAUGGAACUCGCAUAAAAUAGUUGAUGGUGGGUGGUAAAUAUUGAGACAUUGCCCCUCCAUGCGGAGUUGUGACGUCUAUGUUUCAAAUUUUUUAUUCUAGCAAUCCCUUUCUUAUAGCAAUUGAUUUCUAUUAUUUUAUUCUGAAUAUAAAUAUAAAUUUUCAAUCAUUUCAUUCUAAAAAUUCUUCUAUUUUUUCUAUUUUCAAUAUUUUUAUUAAAUAUUUGACU